GAUGCCGCCAGGAGGGCUGCGGGGAAACAGCUGCCGGACAGAUGAGGAGCGCGAGGUGGGGGGCAGAGAGGCGGGGUGCGGCCGGAUCCCAGGCCCCAGGUGCUGGGUCUCCAGCCUCUUAAGAGCUCAAGUCACCCGUUCCAGGUGGCUCCACCGCGCCUCUUUCUGGGUGGGAAACAGGUCCAGGAAGGUUGUCCUGAGAGAAUCACAAGACCUCCCUGGGCCAGCUUGCUGGACUACAUAGCCUACAGCAUUCCUUUGAUCUACUGAUGCCACUGUCAGGAAGGGAAUGAGGACAGUCUGAACCUGUGGGCAUGGCUGACGCUGGAGCAGAUGAGCUCUCCUCCAGGUCAGAGAGUCCUGAGCUGGAGGGCAGGAGCUCGGAGGACCGAUCACUGCUCCAUCAGAGGCUGGCCAUCAGAGAGCUCAUUGACACAGAGGUCUCCUACUUGCACACGCUCCGACUCUGUGCCUCUGACAUCAGGAGCCGUCUGCACCAGCAAUUUCGUUGCUUCCAGCUGCCACCUGGAGAUCUGGAAGUCCUGUUCUCGAACAUUGAUGACAUCAUCCAAGUGAGCAGCAGAUUCCUUCAAGGGCUGCAGGAGACAGCCUGCAGGGAAGAGGAACAGGCGAACCUGAUUGGUAACUUAUUCCUAGAAUUCCAAGAGGAGUUUGAACAUGUCUAUAAAGUCUACUGUGCCAACUACGACCAAGCCCUGCUGCUGGUCAAGGCGUACCGGAAGGAGCCAGAGCUGCAGAAGGCGAUCCAGGGCAUCAUUGAAGCAGCAGUGCCUCAAGCUGGACCUUCGGGUCUCAGUUUCUUACUUGUAAUUCCUCUGCAGAGGAUUACCAAGUACCCCCUCCUGCUGCAGAAAAUCCUGGAGAAUACACCCACGGAUGCCCGUGCCCACCCUGUCCUUCAGAGAGCUGCCUCUGCCCUCCAGGAUGUGAACAGCAAUAUCAAUGAGUACAAGAUGCGCAAGGAAGUGGCUUUAAAGUAUACCAAGGUGGAGCAACUGAGCCUUCGGGAGCGGCUGGCCCGCAUCAACACACAUACUCUUUCCAAGAAGACCACCAGACUGAGCCAGCUGCUGAAGCAGGAGGCGGGGCUGGUACCCAGAACAGAGGACAAGGAAUUCGAUGACUUGGAGGAGAGAUUCCAAUGGGUGUCUCUGUGUGUGACGGAGCUGAAGAGCAAUGUGGCUGCUUACAUGGAUAAUCUGGAGGCUUUCCUCUGCUUCCGGCCACACGAAUCGAGUCUGGACAUUGCCGGGGGUCCUGCUGAACAGUACUGCAGUCUAGCAAGGGACCUUCAGCUCGAGGCCUUCCUGCAGUUUAAGCAGCGACUGAAAGGCCUAGUAUGGGACCCACUGUGUAGCCUGGCCAGAGCCCUGGUUGGUCCUCAUAACUUGAUCAAGAAGCGUCUGGACAAACUCUUGGACUUCGAGCGAGUGGAAGAGAAACUGUUGGAUGUGGGCAGUGUGACCUAUGAGGAGGAGGCAGCCCGGCACACGUACCAGGCACUCAACUCCAUGCUAGUGGCCGAGCUCCCGCAGUUUAACCAACUAGUCACACAAUGGCUGGGCCAGAUCCUGUGCACAUUCGUGUUCCUGCAGAAGGACCUUGCUGAUCAGGUCCUGCGAAGGGCAGAGAGCAGCAUGGCCCUGCUGCCUCACUACCACGUUUCGGAGCCGGACUUCCGGAAGCUGCUGGAGGACACACUAGGCCAGAACAGCAGCCAGCUCCGCUUUGUUAAAGAGAGCUUUGAGAAGGUCCUGCCACCCCCUACCACUCAGCCACUCCUCCCAGGCUCUGAACACCAGCUUCAGUCUCUCCUGACCCGAUACGGCCCCGGGAAGCUAUACCAGGUGACGAGCGACAUCAAUGGGACUGGGCCUCUGGACUUGACACUGCCACGGGGUCAAAUUGUGGCCCUUCUACAAAACAAGGAUACCAAAGGCAACAGCAGUCGCUGGCUGGUGGACACAGGGGGACACCGGGGAUAUGUGCCAGCUGGAAAGCUCCAGCUGUACCACCAUAUCAUCCCCAGUGAGAAGGAGCUCGGGGGCCGGACAGGCACUCACGAAGACUACUGGCUUCCAGCUCCAGAGCCCACCCAGCCCUCUGUCCCCACUGUCCCAACUGUGACCCAGGUGGUGGCAGUGUACCCUUUUGUGGCCAGGAGCACCCACGAACUGAGUCUCCAGGCAGGCCAGCCGGUAACCAUCCUAGAAGCCCAGGACAAGAAGGGGAACCCAGAAUGGAGCCUGGUGGAAGUGAAUGGACAGAGGGGAUACGUGCCUUCCAACUUUCUGGCCAGGACCCCGAGCCCAGCUCCCUGGGGCUGGAGCCUGACCUCUUAGCACGCCCUUUUUGGAGCCCCCAUUUCUAGGGAAAGGGAGAGGCUUCAAGGCUGUGUGACCUAGCAGGCUUGAUGCAAAGCACAUGGGGUGGGAGAGGAGCGGAGGGCACUCAGAAGGCAGGAGGAAGUGGUGCCGAGGCCUUACAGAAGCCUGGUGUGGGUGGCCACAGUGGGCGGUCC
Myodes glareolus (Bank vole) is the source of this 2542-nucleotide messenger RNA. The record is from RefSeq and is a predicted model, not a curated record. Lineage: Eukaryota; Metazoa; Chordata; Mammalia; Rodentia; Cricetidae.